AAAGGGUUAAUACAGUUGGGCGGAGAAAGCCAUAUUUGGCACAGCCCCGGAACAUGAACUGCGAAUGAGCUCGCUAUGCUGAAUGAGCACAAAGACUUUUUGUUACACACGUUCUGGGCCCCUUCGGUAGCUGGCUAUAUAUCUCUCAUACAGUAUGCCUAUAUACCUCAGUCUGUCGACCCAGAUCGCCAAGUGUGGUGGUCCAUUUUCAGAUUCCGCCGGGGAAGUAUGCCCUCCAUUGACGGAAUGCUUAUAACACCUCGAGGCUUUGUGUUCCAGGAAUUUUGAAAGCAAAAAGAACUCCGCGCGUUCAGGGGAAACAUUGUAACGUUUUGUAUCAUUUUUUAAAAGGAAAAAAUGGAGGCCUUCGAAGCAGCAUACGGUGGAGAUGUCAUGGAUUUGUCGCGUUUGAAUUUAGACAAUCUCAGUUUUGACAAUCUCAGUGACAAAAGGAAAAAAGAGACAAGACAAAUACUUAUGUGCUAUAAUCGACUCACGGUGUUGUCUGAGUCGAUAUCCUUGUUUGAGAACUUGGAAUUUCUGGACAUUAGCUGCAAUGCACUAGGAGCCUUGUGUGAUGACAUUACCCGUCUCACAAAGUUAAGGACUUUAAUCGCGAAGAACAAUCGUUUGGAUGAGUUCUCGCUGCCUAAAGACUUUGGAUCGUUGCAACUCGAAGUUUUAAACUUCAGCGGGAACAGAUUUGAGGAAAUACCUGCCCAAGUUCUUCAGCUACAGCGGCUUCAAUCUCUCUCACUCGGAGGAAACAGACUGAAGACCAUCCCAGCCGAGAUAGACAACUUGACAAGUCUGGAGCUGCUAUACCUGGGGGGUAACCUCAUCUCCUCCAUUCCCAUGGAGCUGGCUAACCUUCCAUACCUCAGCUACCUGGUGCUGUGUGACAACCGCAUCCAGAGCGUCCCGCCCCAGCUCAACAGGCUCCACACUCUGCGCUCGCUGAGUCUCCACAACAACCUGUUGACGUACCUGCCGCGCGAGAUCCUCAGCCUGGUGGAGCUGCACGAGCUGAGUCUCCGCGGCAACCCGCUGGUGGUGCGCUUCGUCAAGGACAUGACCUACGACCCGCCCUCGCUGCUGGAGCUGGCCGGCCGCGCCAUCAAGAACAGCAACCUCACCUACUCGGCGCGCGACCUGCCCCAACACCUCGUCACCUACCUGGACUUGGCCAGCAAGUGCCCCAACCCCAAGUGUGCAGGGGUGUAUUUCGACUCGUGCGUCCGCCACAUCAAGUUCGUGGACUUCUGCGGGAAGUACCGGCUGCCGCUGAUGCACUACCUGUGCUCCCCCGAGUGCACCUCGCCCUGCAGCUCCAACCCCCAGAGCGACGCCGACUCGGAAGACGAGCACAGCGUGCCGGCCGACCGCCUGCAGAGGGUGCUGCUGGGAUAGCCGCCGGAGGAGGAAGUGGAGGAAGCAGGAAGGACCUGGAGCAGGCUGCAGACCUGCAGUGAUGGGGCAACCGGGACUCAGACACUGCAGUGCAGUGUCACAUACUCCACCUGCCCUGGAGUGCAAUUCUCGAACGCGUUGUUGCUAACUAAGUGAGCAACUUACUUGGUUGCAAUGCAAUUUCCCAUUGGCAACCUACUUAGUUGCUGACUGGUUAGCAACGAUGCUUUCGAGAAACCUGGUCCUGGUUUCACCUUUCCAAAUGUCCUAAUUUGAAAGGUAUAAAACCAGGCCUUUAUGAAUAUGUGGCACUGGAUUGUAGCUAACUGAAUCCAGGUGGGCCAUCACUGCAGACAUGCAUACAAAAAAAACACUGCAUUGGCUUCCAUGGGCUUUGUGCAAAAAGACAAUCAUCGCUACCUGUCUCUGUUAGUACUGAGGCAAGAUGGCGGUGCACAGAGCUAAACAGGAAUAGAUGAGCCCUGUAGAAGCAAGUGCUAGUACUGUUCCAACAUGGACACCCAGUAAGCAUGUUGUGUUCUACGACAGUGAGUAAAUCCACAGCAGCCGAUGACAUGUCUACUGUACAUGUCGGCAUGCUAUAUCCUGCAGUGGGUGCUGCUGGGAUAUCUGCUGGAGGAGGAAGUACGUAGAGACAGUAUGAUUGAGGACUACUGCUGUUAAUCAGGGACGCUGCAGGCAUUGCCUCGUGUGCCGCUAUGGUUACAGUACCGCUUCCAGUUCCGCACACUGGCAUGUAUAUAAGACCGACUUUCUUGGUCUUGUCUCACCGUCUACAUUUUUUCACUGUUUUUCACAAUUUCGUUUGAUUUGUUUUUUAUUUCCUGCACAUGCCUUCAACAGAUGUGUUGGAAAAGGACUCAAAGUUCACACACACACAGUACCUUGCACACUCACUGACCAUUUCACAAUGAGUUGCUCAAUGGUGAGUGUGUUGGUGUUGGACACUACUCCCUUCAGGUUUUUGACCCCUUCACUCUCCAUAACACUGACUACUCUUCCAACAUGAGCCAUCGGCAAAGGAAGGAGCUAUUGACUACUGACCCUUCUUCCUCAUACAGUAUGAGGAACUUGCAUUGGCGCUGUCUAAUGGUGAACUAGCUACAAAUCUGGCUGAGAAGUGUUUCAAACCACCAUCUUUUCUCCUCUACAUUUCUGUUUUUGCAGCUGUAGAGUUAAACUUUUUAGCAGUAACUUGUUAGCAUGAUUAGUAUUUACAAUAUCUGCUGUUAGUAACAUAAAGGGUUUUGAAGAUUCUUUUGUCUAUGAAAAGAAAGUUUCAGAGCGUUUUAUGGUGCCUAGCAUUUAGAAGCGCGCUGUGAUAAGGUACUCAGUAUGCAGCUACUCGACUCUAAUGUGGGUCAGCGGUCCAAACAAACAUUCGAUAACCUGUGAACUUGACGCUGUAUCUGCACAGUGUGCCGAGUAGCCUAUGCAGCUGUGUGAAGGAAUAAACAAUUUUUUUUGUUUGUGCAUUGAAGGGGUUGCCAAAAGCUUGACCCAACACAGCAGGUCAAGACCUAAAUAUACAGUCGUUUUAUUUUUAGGCUUUUUCUUUUUUUGUUGACCCCGCUAGUUACUUUUUAACCCUCUCUUGGCUGAUUAGUAGAGUGCAGUGUCGGCCCGCGUUCAGAAGUCCCAGUGUGACGAUAACAAUCAGAUUUGACACUACGCACUAACUGCUGGUGACGUGUGCCACAUUUGUGUUGGGAAAUUGCUCAGCCCAGAGUUCAGUGUCUUAGGCGACCAGACCACUGUGCAUUGUUACGUCCUUUUGAAGCUAUACAUGUGUGUUUUCUUCUCCUAAGAUUGCCAUCUCAAUAGUCAUUCUUGAGUAAUAGACAAAAGGGAAAAAAACAUUUAAUAAUUGACAAGAACAUGUUAAUGACUAAUGAAGGGUUUUUUCAGUUUGAACUUUACUGCCACCUAGAGGAAGGAAACUGAAAUGCAUAUCUUAACCCAGAUUGAAGUUCUAGUUCUAGAAUGCACCAAGAAAUGGUUUGCUCACAUGAACUCACCCAGUAGUGAUGGUUUGUUGUUGAACAUUGCCAUUACGUUGGAGAUAGCUGGAAGUAAAUGUGAAGAUGUUGUUCCACAGUGUUCAUUAACUGUAUUACCCAUGCAGGCUUCUGAGGCCAGGAAGCUUUUUAAAAAGUGAACAAAACCGGGGGCGAUUCUUCAAACAUUUCACUGUGUCAGAUGUACAGCUAUUGUUACAAUGUCUAAUUUUGUGUUUUUGACUUAAGGAAGUGCCUUAUAUAGAAUGUAUGUUCCCGCAUUGUAUGAUGGGGUGUGCUAUAUAUUUUUCCCUCUUUUUCUUAAUCACAUUCUUGCUAAUCACAUACAACACUAUAUCACUAUUGUUUCUCUAUAACACUGUAAAUUGGCCUUAAUGACAAUAUCUACAGAACUGACUCCAAGUAUAUGAACAACAUGUUCUCACACCCACCCAAUGAAAUAUGAAAACUCAGAUUGCGGUGCAACAGUAAACACUGACAUCUACACCAAAAUGUGAUUUUCUCUCUCUCUCUCUCUCUCUCUCUCUCUCUCUCUCUCUCUCUCUCUCUCUCUCUCUCUCUCUCUCUCUCUCUCUCUCUCUCUCUCUCUCUCUCUCUCCAUUGUGAAUCCUAACCAUCUAGGUUUUAUUAACGGCUAUGCAAAACCUUGAUAAUGCAAUAAAUAAAGAUUUUGCUUUUGUACUACCACACUUACACCGAUUUUUAGAAAACUGGGCACAUUUAUUUUAUGUAUGUUUGAAGAAGGCAAGCUUUGGAGCACACAUCCCUGAGAGGGAGAACGUAGACAAUUGUUUGAUAUGUAUUUGCACUUUUUUCCCUCCUGUCAUAGAUUGUAUAACACCCUUAAUAAAUUAAGAUUGUUGUUUGUUCUUA
This is a messenger RNA of Engraulis encrasicolus (European anchovy), 4322 nucleotides long. It is a transcript of the gene lrrc58b, whose product is annotated as leucine rich repeat containing 58b. The record is from RefSeq and is a predicted model, not a curated record. NCBI's taxonomy places the organism in Eukaryota, Metazoa, Chordata, Actinopteri, Clupeiformes, Engraulidae. Gene Ontology annotation, biological process: signal transduction. The transcript has 4 exons. The coding region runs from base 358 to 1410 and encodes 350 amino acids. Gene Ontology annotation, molecular function: protein binding.